AUGGGGGACGUCCCUGCAUACAAAGACGUUUCCUGUGCAUCCGACCAGUCUUCCGAAUUCCGCCCGGGAUAUGAGGUCGGCACCGGACACGACACCCACCAAACUAUUGAGCCUGUGGAUCCGGGUUUUUCACAAAAUGCCGGAGCUUCGGCCACAAGAUAUUCAUUUGAAAGGAUCCAGCAUGCCGCCUUGUUGCGAUCGUAUCAAGAAAAGUAUGGUAUUCCAAUGCUGGUGUAUGACGAAACCUGCUUUGCCUAA
This is a messenger RNA of Colletotrichum lupini, 258 nucleotides long. RefSeq lists its product as uncharacterized. Bases 1 to 258 code for a protein of 85 amino acids. The record is from RefSeq and is a predicted model, not a curated record. NCBI's taxonomy places the organism in Eukaryota, Fungi, Ascomycota, Sordariomycetes, Glomerellales, Glomerellaceae. The transcript has 2 exons.